Melanaphis sacchari is the source of this 4794-nucleotide messenger RNA. RefSeq lists its product as uncharacterized. The transcript is spliced from 31 exons. Gene Ontology annotation, biological process: negative regulation of cell population proliferation. The coding region runs from base 1 to 4794 and encodes 1597 amino acids. The record is from RefSeq and is a predicted model, not a curated record. NCBI's taxonomy places the organism in Eukaryota, Metazoa, Arthropoda, Insecta, Hemiptera, Aphididae.
AUGAUGAAAAAAUCCAAUUCAGAAACAUUUAAUAAACGUCAACAGAACAUGGAUCAAAGUUUUGAGUUGGAUACGCUUUCAAAUGAUGUCGAAAAAAGUAUUGUGAGUUCGCUGAUAGGCGUACCAGAACUAAAAGCAUACGUAACAACUUUGAAAAAACACAAACAACAAAUAUCAGUUAUGGUUGAAAAUAUUAUUAAAACAGUUAACACUUCUCAAGAAAAAAAACUGACAGACGUAUUUGUGUGGGAAAAAACAUCAGGGAAACCAUCAAAAAUAGAAUAUGGAGUUCCACUUAUCGUUGAACCAAAAACAAUUCAUGAUGUUGACCAUACAAUAAAUGAUGUAUUUAGAGAUUAUUUAUGUCGGGAACUCCCUGGAAAUAAAAAACAAUUAUUUAAUUCACUAGAGCUCAGAGAACAUUUAUCGUUAAUUGAAGAUAUCCGGUGUGCGGAAAAAGACUUAAUGGAAGUGCAAGAACGUCUUUUAAGAGUUGACAACAAAGAUGAUUGGAUUGAACUGAAGCCCUGGAACGUCAAAAAUUACACACUUCUUUGUCCACGGAUGUUUGCCUUCAAUGCGGAAAAAAAAAAAGAAAGUGUUUCAAGUAAAAAAAUUGUUAAAAAAAACGUUUAUGGUAUAUACAGUGAGAUGAGACGACUCAGAUUGGGCUUAAAUAAAGAACGACGCAUGUUGAGUUUGCCACAUUGUGUAACCAAAAUCAAACGAACAUUACCUAUUUUAGAUAAAACCAUGAAUAAUGGAUUGUCUGUAAAUACCAAUAUUGUGAGGUUUAAUCGCUUCAUAUCUGGUGGAAUUUACAAAAAAACGGUUAUCAUAAGAAAUUCUGGAAAAAGACUGAUAGCUUUCAAAUUAUUAACAAGCAAUUUAUCAUGGUUUGAAUACGAUUAUAAGCCUAUAUGUCCGCUUGCUCCCGGUAUGAACGCUAAACUUACUGUAACAUUUAAAUGUAUGUCGAUGGAAGAUAAAUUUGAACUGAUAGCAUUAAUGACAGAUGAGAAUAAAAAAAUUAAUAUUCUUAUUGGUGCAGAAAACGAGUCACCAAUACUGAACUAUACUCUAGAAUGUUAUGAUGACAUGAAAACUACUGACUGUAAAAAAUUAGCCCUACGAAAUCCAUCAAGUGCUUGCUUGUUUGAGUGCAAUGCUUGCCUAGUGGGUGCUCGUAAAACCGUGAUUGUCAAAAUAAAAAAUGUUGGACGAUCAUCAAAAUUUAUUUUGGUUCCUGAAAACGUAUGGUAUACAAAAUCAGUAGAAGAUGUAGAAUGGAAGGAAACAAUAAGCUUAGGUGCAUUUACAAUCACACCGUCAAUAUUCGAGAUUAAUUUUGAACAGACAAUGGAACUUACUGUUUUAUUUGAGCCACGUUUGCCAUCAUUUUACUGCACCAGAUUUAUAAUCGUGUCGGACAAUUCGUGCGCACAAGAAGUGAACGUGUUUGGCGAUGGUCAAAUGUUUGGGGCUCGGAGCGUUCGACUGUCGGGACCUGGUUUGCUGAGCACUCAGGCAGAGGCAGAAAGUUACGUGCUCGACAUGGGAAAAAUUGGCGAGGUGGUCCGGUACGUGUACGCGAAAAACAUGAGUCGUAUCAAAUAUCCGUAUCGCUGGAUCAUUAAUCAUGCAAUCGACAAUCCAGGUUCAAAAAAUGCCAAAGUAAAUUUCAACAUUCAUCCGUCAACUGGGUUAUUAGACAAGUUCUCGAAAACGAUGUUUCGAGUGGAAUGUGGCGUUUCUAACGAGAUAGUCAAUGAACAACUUACGGGCAAGUAUCGUGUAACUGCUACCAUGAUGAUUGAUGAUAUCCCCAAAGAAAGUAUCGACGAUCAAAAUAUAUAUUACGAAGAACAAGAGGACAACCCAGAGUCACUGUCGAUAGAAGCAGCUCAAAUCGAAGUUAUAUCCGAGUAUAAUGGGAAAGAACGUAUAUCAUUAUACACAGACCGCAUAAUUAUAGACUUGAAUUGGCACCAACUAAGAACCGAUCUGUGCGUAAAAGAAACAGUGGACUUUAUAAACAACGGAUCGUAUCCCGUGCACGUUUCGUGGAUUCCCAGCGCCGAUAACGCUAGCGCAUCCAUAGAAGUGGAACCCAAGUCGUUUGAAGUUACAGAUCGGGCCAAAAUCAGCGUACAUGUCGAACCCUUAUGUCCGGGUCCGUUCCGGCAGAUGUUAAGGUUUGUGACCAAAAAUCGGGACUGCGACACCGACGAAACAAUAGUUUACGUACGCGGAAAGGUCGAACAGACUCCUAACGUGCGCGUUCGGCCGGCAAUAGCACCGUUUGACAACAUCUGCGCCGGUACACUAGAGUCGUACGAUGUCGAAUUUAAUGUGAUAUCUGAUGGCCCAUUUACCGUACAAAGGUAUCUAUAUGAAUUCGACACCGUCGGUAAGCUUACUUUGCACGGUGAUGUCAAGUUGUUUGGCCCGUACGGAAACGAAAAUACGACGUAUACUACGUUAAACUUUAAAACACCAGUUGAAAUCGAAGCGACUGGGAUCUCGUGUCAAUUAGCCAAAUGGUCGUUCACCGGUUCAAAGACGGUGCAUACUCAGUCCGUUACUUACGCGACAUUCCCAGAUGUACGUUUGAAUGUUAACACCAUUACCAUUGCAGAGUCUCUUUACAAGGGAAUACCUCACACCCACAAAGGAAUUCAGUUACUCAAUAAUGCACAUUAUGAUUUCGUCUACUCUUGGGGCAACCCUAUGGGAUCGGAUUCGGAUAAAAUAGAUUGCAUGUUUAAGCCAAGCAGUGGGACUAUUAAUGGUAAUGCGAAUGUUGAAUUUGAAUUUAUUAUAACUCCGAAAAAAAGUGGCUAUUUAAACAAAUGCCAUAUACCGUUUUUUGUACAGUGCAAUGUACUUGCACCACAAAAGAUAAGUCUCGAAUGUCGGAUAAAUGAAUUCAGCGCUACAGUGACAUAUAUCGACGUAUAUGGUGCACAAUAUAGCAUAACGUGGAAAGACAAUAAAAAACGAUGGAUAAUCAAUACAGAACAAAAUGAAAUUAAUUUAUUAGAAUCCAAAAGUAAUCAAACUUCAAUAACUCAGUAUUUAAAUAAUUCAGAGACGGAAAAUGUAGAAGAAUAUGAAAUUGAGCCGGAAGACCAGAAACCGACCAAAUGGCGUUUUGGAGAAUGGCCGAGACGUGACACACCAUUGUGCUCACCGUUGGCCGUACAAUUUCAACAAGAACUAAACUACUACCAUCCCGUUAUGGCGUUUAAAGACAUUAAAUGCAAUACAGCUAUGGAACAGAGUAUAACUAUUCGAAAGACUACAAAGAUCCCUUGUAAAAUUGAAACAAAAGUUAGAUAUCAUGACUAUCCUACAUCGGACAAAAUAGGAAAUACCUACCAAGAUAGCAUUGAAAAUGCAACGAAAAAAUGUUGUACGAUAUGGAUAGAAAGAGAUGAUAAAAUUGGGUACAGGCAGGAUGAAUUCAAAAUAUCCGUAUGGGUGUUGGCCACGACUUGGGGUCGAUAUGAAGACGUGGUGACUAUUGAAUUACACGUAGGACUCGAUAUUCUGCCGGCCAUCCAUAUACCACUCAUCAUCAAUGCCAUUACGUUCCCUAUAGAAUUCCCUUUAGCUAAAGACGUUCACAAUCCAACCAUCAAGUUUAGCCUUUACUCAAUGGAAUCAGAAAAUCGAUUACAAAUAUUAAAUAAUAGUGAAAUUUCGAUCAAAAUAUCUUGGCGCAUGUAUAAUAAAAGUAAAGAAAAUAAACCAUUUGGAGUAUUAAUUGACACAUUAACUCCAGACCAUCCAGAUCAUUGGUCUUUCAGAAUCACUGAUUAUGAUGGCUUAGAGAAUCCUCGAUAUUUUAUUAUUGAUCCUAUUAUAUUAAAAUUAGAACCAAAGACAUUAGGAUAUGUAACAUUUUCCUUGGAUAGGACUAAAGAAAUAUCCUUAAACCGUGAUGAAAAUAAUUUAGUAAAUGGAAAAGCGGUUGGAAUAAUAACUGCGCUUGAACCAGCUGGAAAAUAUUGCAUAAGAAAAGAUGGAUUUAAAAUGAAACCCACUAUUGUUCAGCUUUAUUCGGAAACUAGACAUUCGAUACAACCAAACUUAGUCAUACGAGAGUUGGAUAAUAUUUUCCACGUGUCGGCAUCGCAAAUGUAUAACUCUCGAUCACAAUAUUAUACGGAAACUCGAUUAUUUACCAUGUGUAAUCAUUUACGAUAUCCUGCAAACAUUUCGUUUGAAAUCAGUAGUCCGUUUAUUAUAAAAAGUUUGAAAUCAUUGAGAUGUGGUAAUCGAUCCGGAAAAACUAAUAUUUAUUUGUUUCAUCAGGAUUUGGUCGAAAUCGAACUCCAAGCUACUAUAGAUAUUCAACAAGUUUAUGUACCGAAAAUGCCCACAAAACUAUUACCCAGAAAAAUUGAAAGAAUAGGAUACUUAAGCGCUGUUUAUGAAAAUAGUUAUUUUAAACCUAAAGUGGUUGCUACAUUCAAAAUUUACAUAUACUUUCCGGUACUAAAACUGUCAACGAACUACAUAAAUUUUGGUCAAGUGGUCGUAGAGGAAACUAAAAGCAUAAACGUGAUGUUAUCUUCUUAUUCAGGUGCUGAACGUUUUAUUACAAAAUCCGUUGACACAGUAUUCACAGUAUCGCCAUCAGAGGGUGUCGUAUCAAAUAGGCCAAUCCCACUCAUAAUCUCGUUUAAACCCAAAGCUCAUGAGCAGUACUUGAAAAAGAUUGAAAUUUUGACAACAAUACCCAUGGAUGUAAUUUUUCUUGAAGUAUCUGGAUUAGGGAUAAAAUAA